CUCAUGCAUACAAUGGAGUCGUGCAGUUGUCAUCACAUUUUUGGGUAAGGUUGGAAUUUCGCCCCAAACCGUUCGCAAAACGAAGAGAGAGAGAGACAAAAGUUUAGCACCCACAUCGUGUGAACGUAUCGUCCAAUUAUUUAAAUACGAUCUAACUGAAUUUCGAUGGCACAGUCCGUUCGGUGUCGUUCGCUCAUUCGCUUAACCAAGUGAUAUCGCUCCCGGUAGUGGUUUCAAGCCAACUAAACAACAAACAGGAAACAAUUCUAUCACAAUGGCUGGAUUUGAUCGUACGCUUCUGAUCGGUGUUCUGGUGCUGUGUGCAGUGUUCUGUUUUGUUUGUGCCGCCGAUGCAACUACCGAUGCUGAUAGCAGCUUUGAUGCCGAUGUGAUGGAGGGACGCACCUUUGGACAUCACUUCCUUAAGCGUAUCAGCUUCGCCAUGAUUCCGGCAGCGUUCGUUGUCGGUGUCAUCACCACACUGCUGUCCGCCCUGACCGUUGUCUCGAUGAAGGGUUUGGGUGUCGGUGUCAUUCUUCUGGUGCUUACCAUCUCGCAAGUUAUUGCCAGAAGCUUCCCGGCCCCACUGCCACCACCAGUCCCGGUGGCCUACAGUGCACCUGCUCCCGCACCCAUACCCCUCGUAUACAAGGAUUGGUGAAAAGUGAAGCCCAUCCGGAGCUUCCGAUCUAGCUGGUAACUUAAACGUAACUAUUUAUUUAUUUAUUUCUGGACAUACGUGCCCAGCAAGCUUUCACGAGCACGGGACACGGGGACCAACAAUGGCAACGUCAAAUGUGGGCCAGAUAAUCGCACGAUCGCGUAAAUCGUGACCCGAUCACGAUUAAGCGAAUCUUUCAUCCAUUCCCCGAUGCGAUGCAAACGAUCGUUUUGUGACAAUAAAUUUCUCCGAAAUUAAAAAUUCUAGUCUCGCC
Messenger RNA from Anopheles funestus (African malaria mosquito), 935 nucleotides. It is a transcript of the gene apn, whose product is annotated as protein apnoia. The record is from RefSeq and is a predicted model, not a curated record. Bases 275 to 661 code for a protein of 128 amino acids. The transcript is spliced from 3 exons. Lineage: Eukaryota; Metazoa; Arthropoda; Insecta; Diptera; Culicidae.